Gryllus bimaculatus (two-spotted cricket) is the source of this 429-nucleotide messenger RNA. Lineage: Eukaryota; Metazoa; Arthropoda; Insecta; Orthoptera; Gryllidae. The record is from the annotation of a GenBank genome assembly.
AUGCGUGUGUGUGUGCGUGUGUGCGAGCGCAGGUACGGGAAGCCGUACUGGUCGACGUGCCUGCAGCUGGCGGCGCGCAGCGAGGGCUGCGAGGCGUUCGUGCUGGCGCUGCUGCGCGCGGGCGCGGGCGACCUGCGCUACCGCUCGCGCCCCAGGCCCAGCGACGCCGCCCCGCGAUUCACAAAGUUGAUCGCGGAAGCCGCCGCCGGCGACGCGGCGCCGCCUCUCAACGGCGACCUGCACGAUUUCCUGUCGCUGCUGCUAGCGGCCCCGCCGGGGGCGUGCGUGUGUGGGGCGCAGGCGGCGACGGCGGCUGCUGCUGCGGCUGCGGCGGCGGGGGCGGCGGGGGCGGACGCCGGGGCGAGCGGCGGCGGGGCCGAGGACGAGCACGGCGGCGGCGGGGCGGCGGGGCGGGGGGCGGGGAGGUGA